Molecule: messenger RNA, 3122 nt
Organism: Cannabis sativa
Lineage: Eukaryota; Viridiplantae; Streptophyta; Magnoliopsida; Rosales; Cannabaceae
Product: probable inactive leucine-rich repeat receptor-like protein kinase At3g03770
Exons: 8
Coding region: 512-2917 (801 amino acids)
Biological process (GO): protein phosphorylation
Molecular function (GO): ATP binding; protein kinase activity; protein binding
Source: RefSeq, a predicted model, not a curated record
GUUACUGUUAUGUUUUGUUAUGUUAUGUUCUCUCUUUCUCUUUCUUUCUGAAACUUUGCUUUGCAUAAUAAAGAUUUUUCUUCUUCAAGAAGAAGAAGAAGAAGAGAAGAACCGACACCAUUAAUGUGAAGACUCUUAUUUAUUCUUUCACACCGUAAAAGCAGUACCACUUAAAUAUUAUUUUGCCUUAAUUAGUAAUUACUACUCUCAUCUCAUGUGUACGGCUUUUCUUCUCCAACUACCACCAUUAUAAUAACUCUCUCUCUCAAUAUUAAUAUUCCUAUACUCUAAUAUUACUCUACGUUUACUAAAAUAGAAGAAGAAAGUAGACUUGGACUAAUUCCAUUUCUUAAGCAACUUUUCCCAAGGAGCAACUGGGUUGUACUUUGUUUUGGAGUACAUGAGCUAUGGAGUUUGUUUUGGUGGAUUCUAAGCUAUAAUCUUUAACUGGGUCACUUUAGUUUUGAGAGUAGUCUUGUUCAUCAUUGUCAAAAACUGAUCUUUUUUUACAAUGGGAUUGUUUUUCUGGUUUAUUCUGUUACUUCUAUCUGAGGUUAUAUUCCUUCCUUGUUCAUACCAACAACAAACUUCUCAAACCCGAGUCUUGCUUCAACUAAGGAGGCAAUUGGAGAAUCCCAACUCAUUACAAGCUUGGGAAAAUUACUAUGGUAACUUGUGUAACAUUCCUACCUCUGUUCAUGUCAGUAUCUUAUGCCAGAACACUUCAGUCACAGAGCUGAAAAUAAUGGGAGAUAAGGUUUCUAAUGGUGAUGAGUUUAAUGGCUUUGCAAUCCCCAAUCAAACUCUUUCAGAAGCUUUUUCUAUUGAAUCUUUUGUUACUACACUUACAAAGUUAAGCAGCUUGAGAGUUCUUAGAUUAGUAUCUUUGGGAAUUUGGGGACCACUUCCUGAUAAGAUUCAUAGGCUAUCUUCACUUGAACUCUUGGAUUUGAGCUCAAAUUUCAUGUAUGGUUCUGUUCCUCCAAAGAUAUCUACAAUGGUUAAGCUUAGUACUCUAACACUAGAUGAGAAUUAUUUCAAUGGAACUGUUCCUGAUUGGCUUGACUCAUUGUCAAAUCUUACUAUUUUGAGCUUGAAGAACAACUUGUUUCAUGGUGAGUUUCCUGAUUCAGUGUCUAGAGUAAAAACACUUACUGAUAUUUCAAUGGCUGAUAACAACAUAUCUGGUAAGCUACCUGAUUUGAGUGGCUUAACUAAUUUGCGUGUAUUAGAUUUAAGAGAGAAUCAAUUAGAUUCUGAAUUGCCACUACUCCCAAAUCAAUUGAUAACAGUUCUUCUCAGCAACAACUCAUUCUCAGGACAUAUUCCUUCAAAAUUUGGUGAUCUUACUCAGCUUCAACACCUUGAUCUUUCAUCAAAUAAUCUAACUGGGACACCUCCUUCUGCCUUGUUCUCUUUGCCAAAAAUCAGCUAUUUGAACUUAGCAUCAAAUAUGCUAAGUGGGUCAAUUCCAAACAAGCUAAGUUGUGGUGCAAAACUUGGAUUUGUAGAUAUUUCAAGCAACAGAUUAGUGGGUGGAAUUCCUCCUUGUUUGGCUAGUAAUUCAGACAAAAGAUUUGUUAAAUAUAAUGCAAAUUGUCUAUCCAUUGAUUCCAAUCAUCAACAUCAUGGUCCAUACUGCAUGGAAGACAAUAAAGGAAAAAAACCAUCAAAAGGAAUAGUUAUAACAGUGGUUGUUGCUUCCAUUAGUGGCACUAUUCUUUUUGCUGUGCUUAUAGUAUUUGGUGUACUCUUUUUGAGAAGAAGAAAUCAUCAUCAAAAUCAUCAUCAUCAUCAUCCAAGAAAGCCUCUUGAGCAACAACACACAUUGCCUAAACAACAAGAGAAUUCACCAUCAGUGUUUUGUUCUGAUCUUGUUACAAAUGCUAGGCUUAUUUCUCAAGCAGCUAAGCUAGGGACACAAGGAGCUCCAGUGUGUAAAAUAUUUUCUCAUGAAGAGUUGAGAGAAGCAACAAACAACUUUAACAAGUCUAUAUUUUUGGGUGAAGGCUUCACAGGGAAGGUACCCAACAAACUCAAAUGUGCUAUAGAAUUAGAUGUCACACUUGAAAAUUUGCAGAGGGAAAAUCUUUACAAGGGAAAAUUGGAAAACGGAACUUAUGUUACUGUAAGAUCUCUGGCUUUUUCGAAGAAGUAUUCGAUUCAGAACCUCAAAGGCCGGCUUGAUUUUCUCUCGAAACUUCACCAUCCCAAUUUAGUUGCCCUUUUGGGCUAUUGUACUGAAAAUGGUGGACAAGAUUAUAAUGGUGCUAACAAAGUCUUCCUAGUCUAUGAAUAUGUCCCUAAUGGGAACUACAGAACAUAUCUAUCAGAAACUUGUCCAGAAAAAGUUCUUAAAUGGUCUGAAAGACUAGCUAUUUUGAUUGGAAUAGCCAAGGCUGUGCAUUUUCUUCACACUGGGGUUAUUCCUGGUUGCUUCAACAAUCGAUUGAAAACGAACAAUAUAUUGCUCGACGAGCAUCGAAUUGCAAAGUUGAGUGAUUAUGGGAUUUCCAUCAUCAGAGAAGCAAUUGAAAAAGUUGAGGCCAAGGGAGAACGCACAAAAUCAAGCCAUAAGAAAACUGUUGAGGAUGAUGUCUACAACUUUGGAUUUAUAUUACUUGAAUCACUUGUUGGACCAAUAGUGAGUGGAAAAGGGGAGACUUUUCUACUAAAUGAAAUGGCAUCCUUUGGUAGUCAAGAUGGUAGAAAAAGGAUAGUGGAUCCAAUUGUGCUGACCACUUCUUCACAAGAAUCAUUAUCAAUUGUGGUAUCAAUCACAAGAAAAUGCAUAUCUCAUGAAGUGUCAUCUAGGCCAUCUUUUGAAGAUGUGCUUUGGAAUCUACAGUAUGCAGCUCAAGUUCAGGCCACAGCUGAUGCUGAUGAUCAAAAAUCAGAUUCUGCAUCACAGCCUUAGAUAUAUUAGUAUAGACCAAUUUGAAAUGUAAAGGUAAAGCUUAAAAUUGUAAAGGUAUUGCAUAAUAUAUAGAAAUAUAGUUUUUCUUAGGCCAUGAAUGUGGCCUCCUCCUUGAACACCUCUGUUAUUUGAAAUAGUUCUAUAAUAUUUCCAUGUAUAUAUUUAUAAUUUAUUUAAAAUUGUAACAUCCCGCUUCAAACUUUUA